Messenger RNA from Cololabis saira (Pacific saury), 2034 nucleotides. It is a transcript of the gene ftr86, whose product is annotated as finTRIM family, member 86. The record is from RefSeq and is a predicted model, not a curated record. Bases 116 to 1918 code for a protein of 600 amino acids. The transcript is spliced from 11 exons. Lineage: Eukaryota; Metazoa; Chordata; Actinopteri; Beloniformes; Belonidae. Gene Ontology annotation, molecular function: zinc ion binding; protein binding.
CCCUUGAACACCCUUGACUUGUGACUAUCGGUUCAGAUAUUGAACUUUGUGGUCACCUGUCGGCCUCCAGCCGGGUUGGACUCACACAGAAUCAAGAACCAGUCCUCCCAGCAACAUGGCGUCAGCUUGGCCUGAAGAGGACAGCUUUGCCUGCUCGGUAUGUCUGGACACGCUGAGAGAUCCUACCACUCUGCCCUGCGGACACUCGUACUGCCUGGCCUGCAUUCACAACCACUGGGACAAGGAGGACAGCAAGGGCCGGUACAGCUGCCCCCAGUGCAGGCAGACCUUCAAGCCCCGGCCCUCCCUGGCCAGGAGCACCCUGCUGGUCGAGGCCAUGGAGAAGCUGAGAACCAGCAGCCUCAGGCAGGGCCCCUGCGCCGUGGUGUCCUCGGCCCCGCCGUCCAUGCCCAUCUACCUGGAGGUCCUCCCAGAGCCAGAGGCGAGGACAGGCGGCAUGUACCCUCAACUCCCCAUGGUGGGGCCCAGACCCUGCCCUCAACACAACCGACCUCUGGACCUGUUCUGCAAAGAAGACAAGGAGUGUGUAUGUGAAGUGUGUUGCCAGCAGGGACAUGAGGGCCACCGUGUGCUCAAACCACAGGAGGAAAGAACAGAGAGACAGAAAGAGCUUCUUCAGAUGCAGGUGGAGGUGCAGACGAGGAUCCAGGACACUGAGAAGAAGCUCAAGGAGCUUCCCAACGCUGCACGCCAACACAAGGCCAGCGUGCAGGCUCUGAAGGAGGAGUGCUCAGAUUUAUUCUCUGAGCUGGUCAGGAGCUUGAAUGUAACAGGCACCGAUGUUUGUGAGCUGCUUAGCCUCCACGAGACCACCUUAGGUAGCCGUCUGGAGGGCCACGUACAGGGAUUAGAGCAGGAGGCCGUGCAGCUCCGCUGGAGGGGAGAGGAGCUCGGCAGGCUGGCCGGCAUGCAGGAUCACAUCUGCUUCUUGAAGAAUUUCUUCCUCCUGGAGCCACUGGGACCGACAGAUGGUUCAGGAAAGUCCCUGUUGAAUCAGGAGGAGGCCGUGGUGGCCUCCAUCCGCUCCGCUGUGAAGGAACUACAGGAGUCGGUUCAAGAUCUUUGCAAAGCCAGCCUCGCCAAGAUAUUCAAGUCAGUGAAUCCGGAUCCUGCGGCAUCAGCUCCCAACGGUCCGGCAGAAGACGCAGCAAUCACUGGGAGUUCUUGUCGGGACACUGAAAAACUUCCAGUGUGUGAAGCCUCAGUAAAUCCUCCACUUUCACCGCCUACGCGGUCGCAAUCGAGCCAGGCUUCGAGACUGGGAGGAUCUCUCAGUCAUCAAGGUCCUAGGCCUCAAGCAUCUGGAACAACAACCAAUGUGAAUCCAGAGCCAAAAACCAGGGAGGAAAUGUUAAAAUUUCACUUCAGACCGACCAUGGACCCCAACACGGUGUACCGCCACGUGCUGCUAGCAGACGGCGGUCACAAGGCCACGAUGCGGGCCGAGAACCAGAACCCACCAGACCAUCCUGAGCGCUUCACGUUCUGGAGACAGGUUCUGUGCAAGGAGCCGCUGGCGGGGAGCCCUUACUACUGGGAGGUGGAGUGGACUGGCCAGAAGAUCACAGUCGGUGUUGCUUACAAGGAGAUGGAACGGAAAGGAUCUGAUGACAAAAGCCGUCUGGGCCACAAUGAUCUGUCCUGGAGCCUGUACUGGUCCGGGACGGGCUUUUCUUUCUGGCACGGCGGCCAGGAGAAACAGCUGGGCUCGCCUAAGGCCAAGCGGAUCGGCGUCUACCUGGACCAGUACGGAGGGAUCCUGAGCUUCUACCGCAUCAGCAACAACCAGGCUACCCUCCUCCACCGACACCAGACCCUGUUCACUGGCCCGCUGCACCCAGGAUUCAGGUUCUGGACCGGCGUGGGGAACACGUUAACGGUUUGCCAGCUGGAAUGAGCUGAAUAUCGAGACUGGGCCAAUUGCUUUUGUGGAUUUGUAAACAAGAGAAAUCUUUGCAAGAUAAAUCUUUGCAUGAGAAAUCUGGUCUUGCACCACAAAGGAGAAACUUACAU